AUGUUCCGCCCAAGAUUCAAGUCUACCACCGGUCCUUCCAUCGAGGACAAGAUCAGCAAAUCGACAAUAUCCGGUAUUCAGGGGGGUUCCAUCAUGAGUGUCAUCAAACACGACCAUUCCGAGCUCAAACAAUUCUACGUUAAGAUUAAGGAAGCCAAAGACGACGACACUAAGACGCGCUACCAGAACCAGUUUACGUGGGAACUUGCUCGGCAUUCCAUAGGUGAAGAGCUUGUCGUGUACCCGGCGAUGGAGAAAUACGUGGACGGUGGCAAAGACAUGGCCCAGAAGGACCGGGAUGAGCAUCAGAAGGUGAAAGAAUAUCUCUAUGAGUUCCAGGGUUUGGCCCCUUCGGAUGACAAGUUCCACUCAACUCUGGACUCUCUGUGGUCCACCCUAACCAAACAUAUUGAAGAAGAGGAACAGCAUGACCUUCCAGCCCUCGAAAAAGCGCUACCAGAGAACGAGGGUGACUCCUUGGCCAAAAGUUUCGCCAGGACUAAGCUGUUCGUCCCAACGCGCAGCCAUCCUAUGGCACCAGACAAGCCACCCUUCGAAACGCUCGUAGGGUUUCUUGCCGCCCCCAUCGACAAAUUGGGAGAUCUUUUCAGGAAGUUCCCACGAGAGGAGGACACGAUCGGCAAGCUUUAG
Messenger RNA from Capronia coronata CBS 617.96, 651 nucleotides. RefSeq lists its product as uncharacterized. NCBI's taxonomy places the organism in Eukaryota, Fungi, Ascomycota, Eurotiomycetes, Chaetothyriales, Herpotrichiellaceae. The transcript has 2 exons. The record is from RefSeq and is a predicted model, not a curated record. Bases 1 to 651 code for a protein of 216 amino acids.